AUGGCUGAAGCGCUUGUCUCCAUUGUCCUUGAACAAUUGGGCACUUUCAUUGUGGACCAAGUUAAGGGACAAGUAGAGGAACUAAGAAUGGCUAUUGGGAUCAAGAAAGAAAUACAAAGUCUAUCUUUGAAGUUGAAAAUGAUAAAAGAAGCAUUGGAUGAUGCAGAGAGAAAAAAGGUCAAAGACAAGAAUGUUAAACAUUGGCUAGAAAUUCUUGAAGAUUUUUCCUAUGACACAGACAAUGUCUUAGAUGAAUGGCGCACAAGAAUUCUCCAGCAAGAAAUUGAAAGAAAUGAGGCUGCUCCUGCUUCAAUUCCUAGGAAGAAGGUAAGUUGCUUUAUUCUGCCUUCUUGUUUUACUUUCAAGAAACUUGAGGUCAAUCGCGAUAUUGUUCGUAAAAUAAAGGAAUUGGAUGUGAAGUUAGAAGAGAUUGUAAGGGAAAAAGAUCAGUUCUAUUUUGUAGUUACUACAAAUGGUGGUGUUGUUUCUGAUCAAGGUGUGUUUAAGAGAGUUAUGACUACAGGUAUUGUGGAUGAAUCUUCAGUACAUGGUAGAGAUUCUGAUAAAGAUGUUAUAAUAAGAAAGUUGCUUGAGAGUAAUGAUCAAGAAAAUGGCCCCCUUGUUAUUUCUGUCGUGGGUACAGGUGGGAUUGGAAAAACAACACUUGCACAACUAGCCUAUGGUGAUGAGAAAUUGAAAGGUCAUUUUGAUGAAAGGAUUUGGAUUUGUGUAUCGGACCCUUUCGAUGAAGUCAAAAUUGCAAAAGCUAUUCUUGAAGCUCUAACUAAAAGCUCUCCGAAUCUGUCUCAACUUCAUAUGUUGUUGGAAAGAAUUCAAGAAUGCAUCUCUAAGAAAAUGUUCUUUCUUGUGCUAGAUGAUGUAUGGUCCGAAGAUUAUUCUAAAUGGGAACCGUUGAAGAAUUCCCUUAAGAACGGAGCUCGUGGAAGUAGAAUACUGGUUACAUCCCGAAGUGAGAGGGUUGUGGGAAUGAUGGGAAGUUCUUACAUGCAUCGGCUGGGACAAAUAUCAAAUUCAGAUUGCUUGUCAUUGUUUAGUCGGAUCGCAUUUUCGGGAAGGACUAACGAGGAUCGUGAGAAUUUAGAAGAUAUCGGGGAGAGAAUUGUUCGAAAGUGCAAAGGAUUGCCACUUGCUGCAAAGACUAUGGGAAGUCUCCUACGUUUUAAGGUUACGGAACAAGAGUGGCAAACUGUUUUAGACAAUCAAAUAUGGGAGUUGGAGGAAGUGACAAUAGACCUUUUUCCUCAUUUGUACUUGAGCUACGACGAUUUGCCCCCCAUCUUGAAGCGAUGUUUCUCAUAUUGUGCUAUUUUCCCUAAAGAUACUGUCAUAAAUGUAGACAGGUUGAUCAGAAUUUGGAUGGCACAAGGUUAUCUCAGCACAGUUGAAAACAACCAACAGGAAGCAAAAGGACGCGAGUAUUUCAUGAACUUAGCUAUGCGCUCUUUCUUUCACGAGUUGAAGACAGAUGAUAAAAAUGCAAGUGUUAUAAUAUCUUGCAAAAUGCAUGAUGUAGUGCAUGAUUUUGCUCAGUUUCUUUCAAGAAAUGACUGCUAUAGCAUCACGGGGACCGAAGAAACUGAAAACAAAGAAAAGGUUCUUAGAGUUUAUCAUUUAUGUUGGGACAGAACUGAUAGUACAGUAACUCCUAUUUCCGUCUGUGAUAUUGGAAAGAUCCGGAGUCUCUUUGCUGAACACUUGCUCGCGAAAGAUCUUACUCGAGAUCUGUCCAAAGGUCUUAAAUGCUUAAGAGUUCUAAAUUUACAUGGCUGUGGAAUGCAAGAACUCCCGGAAGAAGUCGGAAAUCUAUGUCAUUUAAGGUACAUUGAUUUAAGCAGAAGUAAAGUGGAGAACUUGCCUGAAUCCAUUAGCUGUUUGUGUAAUUUGCAAACCUUAGAUCUGUAUGGAUGCAAGAACCUCUCAAGACUUCCUAAACAGAUUGGAAAACUGAUAAACUUGAGACACCUCAUUACAACUGACACGCCCAAGUUGGAAUUUUUUCCUCAAGGAAUUGGCAAACUAGCUCAACUUAGGACUUUAGGUGAUUUUAUAGUUGGGAAAGGUUCGAGCAAGUUGGGAUAUAUCGGAAAAUUGAACCAGCUUCAAGGGUAUGUCUCGAUCCAUGUGAUAGACAAUUUGAAUGAUGCAGAAGAUGUAAUUGAAGCACAGAAGGCUGCAUUAAGAAACAAGCAGUACAUUAAAGAACUUCGUUUGAAUUUCUACUGGAAAAGUGAGGUAAGUAUGGAUGUGAUGGAAGCUCUAAUUCCACCUCCAAACCUUAGAUUCUUGACAAUCAAUGGAUACAGAGGUACUCGAUUUCCAACAUGGAUACCAUUGUCUCUUAAUAAUCUUAGAGUUCUGACACUAAGUGAGUGUUUUAAUUGCACCUUUUUGCCACCUUUAGGUAAGUUACCAUUUCUUGAAAUUCUUUGGAUAAGGCUUAUGGAUGAGCUGAAACAUGUGGGAAAUGAAUUCUUGGGCUUACCAGGAACCAUUGAAGCAUUUCCAAAGUUGAAGAAAUUGAGAUUUUCAUGUUGUUCAGAGUGGGAAGAAUGGACAGACUUGAAACAAGAAGUUGGUAUUUCAGUAAUGCCUAGUCUUAAGGAGUUAGAAUUAAAUUACUGUGAAAAGCUUAAGAGCCUCCCAUAUUGUCUCCUGCAAAAAGUGUCUUCAUUAGAGUCUCUAAAGAUCAAGAUGUGUCCUUGUCUUGAACUUCAUUGGAAUGAGAUCUCUCAUAUUCAGAAAAUAGAAACUGAUAAUGGGAUGUGA
Messenger RNA from Lycium barbarum (goji berry), 2787 nucleotides. RefSeq names its product putative disease resistance protein RGA3. The transcript has a single exon. The record is from RefSeq and is a predicted model, not a curated record. Lineage: Eukaryota; Viridiplantae; Streptophyta; Magnoliopsida; Solanales; Solanaceae. Gene Ontology annotation, biological process: defense response to other organism. Gene Ontology annotation, molecular function: protein binding; ADP binding. The coding region runs from base 1 to 2787 and encodes 928 amino acids.